GUCAUUUUGAUGUGACGGUGAGCGGAGAGCAGGUCAUAGAGCAGAGGCGUGAGCAGCAUGUGCAAAUAUUUUCUCAUAUACAAAAUUGUACGACAUAAGUUGUUGUAAAAAAGUCUUGAAGGGAAUUCAUAUUUCUGGUUAGCAAAUAGGAGGCACAGGUGUAACCAAGCCCACAGACAAGCACCAAAACGAGCCUACUAAAGACUACUGGAGUGAAUCAUGGCAGUGUGGCGGUGUAUGAUCUGUUUCGUUUUUGUUGCGUUAAGUAUAAAAUCGCUCCUCAGCCACAUAAAUGUCACGCAUAGCCGUAGUCAAGAUUUUUGGGUUCUGUGUGGAAUUGAUGGUUGUGAACAAGAUUUUAGAGUUUACAACUCAUUUUAUCGCCAUCUUAAACGAACACACCCUUUGUAUUUGGCGACCGGAUGCCCACCAAUGGCAUGGGGGACAACACCUACUUCAGCUGCACUUGGGUCAGAGAACUUUGGUGCAUCUAUUUUUUCUGAAGCCGCUACUCCUGCAAGAACGUACUUUGUGGAGGAACAGUCACACGGCAGUCAAAUUGAAACUUGUAUGGAAACUCCUCCUGAUUCCCAUUCUUGUAUUCAGGAAAAUAAUGGAGCUGGAACAUCUGUAACCGAACCGGAUAUUGGCAAGUCUGCGGCAGCUUUUGCAAUCAGUGUCCGGGAAGAAUGCCAUCUGUCACAGAGGACCGUCAACAGAGUCAUUGGAGGGGUGCAACAGUACCAAGCAACUCUCUUGGAUACAUUAAGGAUAAGAAUGAGAAGCGUUUUUGACAGACAUCCAGAGACAACCACUCAGCUUCAAAAUGAGGUUCUGAAUACUUUUGAUACUUUCGAAGAUCCUUUCUCAACCACAGCAUAUGGACAGAAUAGGACUAUUUGUGAACUCUUCAGUCCAGUCUGCCCAGAGGAAGUAGUUGUCUCUCAGAAGAUUUGUUUGGUUAAGCAAGGUAGUUCAAAGGUUAUGGCCAUAAGAAACAAAAGUUUUUACUAUGUACCACUAAUUGAAAGUCUAAAGCAGCUACUGACCAAUUCCAGAAUUUUCUCCAUGUUGAACACUGUACCACAGAGAAGCAGAGAGGGAUUCUUGUAUGACUUUUCAGAUGGGUCUCUUUUUACAUCUCAUCCUUUAUAUUCUGUGAGGCCUAAUGCUUUGCAGAUCAUUUUGUACUCAGACGAGAUUGAAAUAUGUAACCCUUUAGGGCCCCAUACUUCUUCAAAUAAGUUGUUAAUGGUUUACUACAGUUUAGGUAAUAUUGAUCCAAAAUAUAGGUCCAAAAGAAAGGGUACCGAGGGCCUCAUCGAGUUCCGAGAGGCUCAGAGUAGUGCUCCACCCAAACCUCCAUCUGCUGUACUCGAUCCUGAAUGA
Messenger RNA from Trichomycterus rosablanca, 1389 nucleotides. RefSeq lists its product as uncharacterized. NCBI's taxonomy places the organism in Eukaryota, Metazoa, Chordata, Actinopteri, Siluriformes, Trichomycteridae. The record is from RefSeq and is a predicted model, not a curated record. The transcript has 5 exons. Bases 220 to 1389 code for a protein of 389 amino acids.